Messenger RNA from Beauveria bassiana ARSEF 2860, 1770 nucleotides. RefSeq names its product flavoprotein-like protein. Gene Ontology annotation, biological process: coenzyme A biosynthetic process. The record is from RefSeq and is a predicted model, not a curated record. Gene Ontology annotation, cellular component: phosphopantothenoylcysteine decarboxylase complex. The transcript has a single exon. Lineage: Eukaryota; Fungi; Ascomycota; Sordariomycetes; Hypocreales; Cordycipitaceae. Bases 1 to 1770 code for a protein of 589 amino acids. Gene Ontology annotation, molecular function: phosphopantothenoylcysteine decarboxylase activity; FMN binding.
AUGGAGAUAAAUUCCACCACACCAACGCCAGAGCUACCUCUCCCAUCCCGCUCCGUACUGUUUGACGAGCAGGCCGUGCCGCCCAAGCUGCGCCUGCUCAUCGUCGCCACCGGCCCACGUGAGACCUCGUGGGCUCACGCCCUCAUCGUCCGCUUGUCCAAAAACCCCGAUAUUGAAAUGCGCGCCGUUGUAGACGAUGUCGUUCCCCGAAUGACCCAGACCAUCAUCACAAUACAAAACAUAAGCUUUGCUGUUGGCCACCCGAAUCGCCCUCAAGACGUCGAAUUUUAUCGUCGGCAGGCCUUUGACCUAGUGGAAUGGGCCCAUAUUCUCAUAUGCUUGCCGCUUGAUGCCGAUGGAAUUGCCAAGAUGCUUGCCGGCAUUGCAGAUACUUUGAUUGGCGAAGUGUUGAGAGGAUGGAGCUCGCAAAAGAGCAUGGUGUUGGUGCCAGGCAUGAGCAAGCCCAUGUGGUCUAAUGCCACAACCAAGGAGCAUCUAGAACGGCUGCAUCUUUCGAGGAAAUGGAUACAAGUCCUUGAGUCCAUUAUCUGGGAUUAUGGAAAAAGUCCCAGUGCGAAACGAGUACCGUGCUGGAACUCGUUCCAUCAGGUGCUACGAAUCAUACAAAAUCGUGCCAGUCUGCUAGGUCUCGGCCGUGAUACUGGCAUCAUUAUGCCAAGUAUAACAAUGCGCUUCAAAGAAGGAGCCAAAUGUCCACAGCUACCGCCCGAAAUUUGGACCUUGAUUCUUGAACAAGCCAACGACUGGGAGCUGGCACAGGCGCUUGGCAUCUAUACGACAUUGCCAACGCCCUCGGCCUGGGUCCUUGAUCCCAAAGAUAGGCUAGACCAUGUCAGAGUCUAUGAGCACGAGCUGGAAAAGACUGCUUUGACCUGUACUACCUCGGCAGUAUGCAAGAAGCUGUCCAAAGCACCAAGUGAAUACAGCCACCUAUCCUCCCUCUUUAUCAAGCUUCUCCUCCGAUUCGAACAUGUAGAAGUGCUCGAGUAUCUCGAGUCCAAUAGGCCUGAUAUGAUCAACGCCCUCGAAGGUACCACGAUACCAACUAAAGCAUCGUCCUUCUUCCCAAGCACGAAGCUGCUUCAUUACUGGAAACACAGCCAAUGGUUCGCCGACAGACACAGCUACGAUGCCGAGGCCGUUGAUGGGGCCUCGCGAUACGGCCAUGUGGAAAUACUGGAUUGGUGGCGGCGGCAGUCCGGACUGCCCCUGCGUUACACCGAGAUGUCGCUGGAGCAGGCCAGUGCCAAUGGGCACAUUGCCGUUCUCCAGUGGUGGCAGGAUGCGGCCCUGCAGGACGAGUCUGUGGUGUUGCGACCAGGGCGCGCUCUGCUAUGGGCCGCUCAGCACGGACGGGCUGAUGUGCUGCAGUGGUGGCACACGUCCAAUAUUGCCGUUGCUUACGGGACCGAUGUGGUCAACACGGCCUGCCAAAACGGACACGUUGAUGUGCUCGAAGCCUGGCGCACGGCAAAGGGAGACAUGCAGAUUCACGUGGACGACGUGGAUGUCAUGUCGGCCACGUCGUAUGGCCAUGCCUUGGUGCUGGAGUGGUUACAUUGCUUCUCCCGUGGGCUCCUGCUGGGCAUGAGCAGCGGCCAGCCCAUUGAGUUUCGCGUCUGUGACAUUCAAGCGUGUCUGCAUCGAAACUCGAGAGAGCAGAGGAGAGUCAGAGCAUGGUGGGCGAAACAUGGCAUAAAGCCAGCGGCGACGGCAAAUGAACGGUCGAGAGACAUUAUGCAUCUCUGA